Messenger RNA from Guyanagaster necrorhizus, 1229 nucleotides. RefSeq names its product actin-related protein. The transcript has 9 exons. Lineage: Eukaryota; Fungi; Basidiomycota; Agaricomycetes; Agaricales; Physalacriaceae. The record is from RefSeq and is a predicted model, not a curated record. The coding region runs from base 1 to 1137 and encodes 378 amino acids.
AUGCCUGCAGAAUUCGACGACGUCCUCACAAAUCAGCCAGUCGUUAUCGACAAUGGCUCUGGCACCAUAAAAGCCGGAUUUGCUGGCCAAGACCAUCCAAAAUGCUUCUUCCCGUCCUUUGUUGGCCGGCCAAAACACGUACGCGUCAUGGCCGGCAGUCUCGAAGGCGAGACGUUCAUUGGGCGCCGUGCUCAAGAGCUUCGUGGGUUGCUCAAAAUAAAAUACCCCAUGGAACAUGGAAUUGUGAAAGACUGGGAUGACAUGGAACGAAUAUGGCAGUGGGUAUAUACCGAAGAACUGGGCACACUAAGUGAAGAGCAUCCUGUGCUUUUGACCGAAGCGCCACUGAAUCCACGGACCAAUCGUGAUAUGGCAGCCCAAACACUCUUUGAUACCUUCAAUGUUCCAGCGCUAUUCACCUCCGUCCAGGCUGUCCUCUCGCUAUAUUCAUCCGGGCGGACAACGGGCAUCGUUCUUGACUCUGGAGAUGGCGUUACACAUGCAGUUCCUGUGUUCGAAGGCUUCUCGAUGCAUCAUGCCAUUCGACGAGUGGAUAUCGCUGGCCGAGACGUGACAGAUAAUCUGCAGCUCCUUCUGCGAAAAUCUGGUCAUCAUCUUCAUACGACAGCUGAGCGGGAAGUAGUACGGACGAUCAAAGAAAAGUGUUGUUACAUCGCCCUGCUUCCAGCGAAAGAAGAAAAAGAUUCGAUGGGGCUUACUGAAGAGUUCAAACUACCGGAUGGAAACGUGAUACAAUUGGGCUCUGAACGCUUCCGAGCCCCCGAAAUAUUGUUCAAUCCCGAAUUGAUUGGUGAAGAAUAUGCGGGGGUACACCAGGUGGUUGUCGAUUCAAUCAACCGAGUUGACUUGGACUUGCGCAAGAGUCUUUUCUCCAACAUUGUGCUCAGUGGGGGAAGUACACUAUGCAAAGGAUUUGGCGAUCGUCUACUAAACGAAGUGAAGAAACUUUCUCUGAAGGAUAUCAAGAUCAAAAUCUAUGCUCCUCCGGAGCGAAAGUAUUCAACCUGGAUUGGGGGAUCUAUUUUGGCUGGACUAAGCACCUUCAAAAAGAUGUGGGUAUCAGCUGAGGAAUACCAGGAAGAUCCGGAAAUCAUUCAUAAAAAAUCCGUUUUCUAAUGAUAUCUAUGGCUGACCUUGACUCAGACACAUGUAAUAGCAUACUUAUACCCAUGUAUGAACUACUAAUUUAGAUCAGAUCAUAUUUUUUU